Messenger RNA from Mauremys reevesii (Reeves's turtle), 1219 nucleotides. Its product is annotated as SH3 domain-containing kinase-binding protein 1-like. The record is from RefSeq and is a predicted model, not a curated record. NCBI's taxonomy places the organism in Eukaryota, Metazoa, Chordata, Testudines, Geoemydidae. Gene Ontology annotation, molecular function: protein binding.
GAUUGCAUUGAUGCAGGCUGGUGGGAAGGAGAACUCAAUGGCAGGCGUGGAGUGUUUCCAGAUAACUUUGUCAAGCUUCUUCCUGAUUUUGAAAAAGAGAGACCUAAGAAACCACCACCUCCGUCAGCUCCUGUCACCAAACAAGGGUCAGGUACCACAGACAGAAAACAUGAAAUCAAAAAGGUACCUCCUGAAAGGCCAGAAUGUCUUCCUAAUCGAACAGAGGAGAAAGAAAGACCAGAAAGAGAGCAAAAACUGGUAGAUUUGCACAAGCCUUCAGUCCCUGCUAUACCUCCGAAGAAACCUCGACCACCAAAAACGAACUCUCUGAACAAACCUGGUACAUUGCCCCCAAGACGACCUGAAAGACCAGCUGUGCCUCUGACGCAUACAAGGAAUGAUAGUACAAAAGUAGAGUUAGUGAGCAGUACGGUAUCCGGAAUCUUGGAGAAGGACUCCUCAGAAAGAAGCAGUGACAUUGAUCUGGAAGGUUUUGACUCUGUAGUACCAGUUGCUGAGAAGCUCAAUCAUCCAACUACAACCAGACCAAAAGCUACUGGCAGACGACCUCCAUCCCAGUCACUCACAUCUUCCUCCCUUUCAAGUCCUGAUUUCUUUGACUCACCAAGCCCUGAAGAGGAAAAGGAAGAACAUGUGUCCAUUAUACAUAAAGCAACUGAAGUGUCAAAGAAAACAAAGACUGUUACAAUAUCACAAGUGUCUGAUAAUAAAACUUCAUUGCCUCCAAAACCAGGGGGUUUGACUAGUGGGAGUAAUAUACAAGCAUCAUUAUCCUCCUCAUCCUCACCUGCACUUCAUUCAGUUACUGUGGGAACAACAGGCCAUAGGUCAAAUUCCCCGUCUUUGUUCAGUACUGAAGGAAAGCCAAAGACUGAGCUCUCAAGCCAAGGUCCGGCAGCCUUGGAGGAGCUGAGGAUACAAGUUAAGGAGCUAAGAACUAUCGUUGAGACAAUGAAAGACCAGCAAAAAAAAGAGAUUAAACAGUUGUUGUCUGAAUUGGAUGAAGAAAAAAAGAUCCGUCUACGAUUACAGAUGGAAGUUAACGACAUAAAGAAAAUUCUUCAAUCAAAAUGAAUACUUGAUAGGUGGAAUGUUACAUUAUUCAUCAUGACUGAGACUCAAAUUUAUGCCCCAGCCAAAAUAACUUUGUGCCAAAUGAUUUAAGAAUUGCCUCAAUAUCCCUUUGUUUGAAGGAUUA